GUCCCAUCCCCCCACUUUUUUAAUAUUAUUGAUUAAAAAUAGAAUUAAAUCUGACUGGGGCCAGCCUGGAUUUUUGAGCUCAACCUCCACUGGCAAUCCCUUCACACACUUGUGUCGGUCUCUUUCUCUCUAUGUGUGUGUAAAUAAUAAUAGCGUAAUUUCCUCUAAUUUCUCAUAUGAUUGAUCAAAGUAUAAGAUUAAGCUCAAUUAUUAACCAGGCUGUCCUCAUUUGACAUUUUUAGAAGCCCGUUAAAUGAGCUGAGAGCAUAAAAAAAAAAAAAACCAGCAUCCUCUGUUUGUACUUUGUAUGCAUUGAUCAAUUGAAAAAAUGGGUCCUCUGUUUGGAGCUCUCAUCGUCACGGCAUUUGUGGCUUUUUCAUUGCCCGGGGCAGCUGGAAUCAAAGGCUCCUUUGACGAUAAUUUCAGCAAAAGCUGCCCGGAGACCAAUUUCAAGACCUCUGAGGAUGGCCAGAUCUGGUACCUCUCCCUGAAUAAAGAAGCAGGUUGCGGAUUCAUGACGAAGCAGAGGUACAGAUUCGGGUGGUUCAGCAUGAAACUUAAGCUUGUUGGGGGCGACUCAGCUGGAGUUGUCACUGCUUAUUAUAUGUGCUCGGAAGAUGGAGCAGGUCCCGAGAGAGAUGAAGUUGACAUCGAGUUCUUGGGUAACAGGACAGGUCAACCUUACCUCAUACAGACGAACGUGUACAAAAAUGGAACCGGCAACCGUGAGAUGAGGCACAGCCUAUGGUUUGACCCAACCGAGGAUUAUCACAGCUAUUCUAUCUUAUGGAACAAUCACCAGUUAGUGUUUUUUGUGGACGAGGUUCCCAUCAGAGUGUUCAAGAACGCAAACUACACCAACAAUUUCUUCCCGAACGAGAAGCCAAUGUACUUGUUCUCGAGCAUAUGGAACGCGGACGAUUGGGCCACGAGGGGCGGACUCGAAAAGACCGACUGGAAAAAGGCGCCUUUUGUCUCGUCUUAUAAGGACUUCAAUGUGGACGCUUGCCAAUGGGAGGACCCUUAUCCAACAUGUGUCUCGACCACGACUGAUAAUUGGUGGGACCAAUACAGUGCGUGGCACCUCUCGAACGACCAGAAGAAGGACUAUGCGUGGGUACAGAGGAACCUCGUCGUGUACGAUUAUUGCAAGGAUAGCGAGAGGUUUCCUAAGCUGCCCGAGGAGUGCUGGCUGAACCCAUGGGCGUAAGUAUAUAUUAUAUGAGUGUUGAGGUUUGGGUUGAUUUUAAUGUGGAUUAAUAAGAGGUAUUUUUUGUAUUUUUUAUUUUUUGAUCUUUGG
Striga asiatica is the source of this 1300-nucleotide messenger RNA. The record is from the annotation of a GenBank genome assembly. Lineage: Eukaryota; Viridiplantae; Streptophyta; Magnoliopsida; Lamiales; Orobanchaceae.